CCCUCUUGGUGCGGAAGUGUUGUCCUCAGGAGCAGCAGCAGAGCCUGAGCUGCCACUGUUUGGAGCCACACUACGCUAGCUCAGUGGCAGGUUUUUCGUACGUCCGUGUCUCUCCUGUUGGGACUUGUCAGCGCUCGUCUUGUCCGCGCAUCAUAGCAGUAUUAUGCGAGCGCCGUCCGGAGUGUGGGAGCACCGUGUGAAGUGAGUUUUCUUGAAUCAUCUAUAUGGGCCAUCUUCUCUCGAAAAAUGGUUACCGCCUGAAGAAGAAGACACGCAAGUUGCAUCACAGGAAGAAGAAGAAGAGGAACUGUUUCUUGCAGCUGCCUUGCAUGCUGUGCUUCAUUGUCCACGGCAACAGCAGCGGUAUUGACGACGACAGCGACCAUUUGGAGACCGGUGUCAACGGUAGCGUGUGUCGUCACAACAGCAUCACCGGAAUCAGUGUUCCUGGUGUGGGUGGAGUUGGCAUCGGAGCAGCAGCUGCCUCGAAGCUAGCUGAGCGAUACGCAACACUCGCAUCUCCUGAGGAUUGCUCCAGGUUGUUGUUGUCACCCCGGGAGCUGGCUAUCUGGGAGGGCCAAGGGAACAGCCUUUUAUCAGCCGUUCCUGCCAAACUUAUUCCUCCACCGGCACUUUUCCGAACCGCUGGGGUGUCUGUGACCGUACCCAUACCUUUGCCUGUGCCUAGCUGCACCAGCGACUACACUGAGAUGGUGUGUAAGAGGAAGUGCUCAGAGGUGCAGAGGUGCACCCCCUGCAAGCAGCCACGCUGCGCCUUCGCUGCCCCUGACGGAGGGCUGGAGAACGGAGGAGUGGGAGGAGGUGGGGGAGAGGCCGCCUCGAAUUCCGAAACUGGCCACUGCCACCUUCCCCUCUGUCCGCUUCCUUCCUCCUCCGCUUCUUCUUCCUCUGCCUCCUCCUCUACCUCCUCACCUGCUGAUGGCUGCUGCGGGUUGGGUCUUCAUGCUGAUUUGCCCCACAGUUCAGACUCGUCCCCCUGCUGCCUGCAUCAUUAUGACGACUGCCAGGCGAGAAGUUCUGAUGCUGCUGAUAACUUAAGUAUCAACCACCUGCCUUCCUCCAUCCUUCUAAAGGUGCUCUCCCACUUGACCGUGAAGGAACGCUGUCUGUGUGCCUCUCUGGUUUGUAAGUACUGGAGGGACCUCUGCUUGGACUUCCAGUUCUGGAAGCAAAUCGACCUCAGUGGCCUACAACAAGUAAACGAUGAUCUCCUGGUGAAAAUAGCUUCUCGCAGGCAAAAUGUGACAGAGAUUAACAUCUCUGAUUGCCGAGGGGUCUAUGACCAUGGUGUGGCAUCCCUGGCCUCACACUGUCCAGGCCUGCAGAAGUACACCGCAUACCGCUGUAAGCAGCUUGGUGACAUGUCCCUGUCGGCCUUGGCUACACACUGCCCUCUGCUGGUGAAGGUGCAUGUGGGCAACCAGGACAAACUAACAGAUGAAGCACUAAAAAAGAUGGGAGAGCACUGCAGUGAGCUAAAGGACAUCCACUUGGGUCAGUGCUACAGUAUCACAGACGAGGGCAUGGUGGCCUUGGCUAGAGGAUGCCGUAAACUGCAGAGACUCUACUUGCAAGAGAACAAGCUGGUCACUGAUCGGUCCGUGCGAGCGGUUGCAGAGCAUUGUCCUGAGCUGCAGUUUGUUGGCUUCAUGGGAUGCCCUGUGACCUCUCAAGGGGUCAUCCAUCUUACUGCGCUACGAAACCUGAAUGUCCUGGACCUGCGGCACAUCUCAGAACUCAACAAUGAGACUGUGAUGGAGGUGGUGAGGAAAUGUCACAACCUCAGUUCCCUCAACCUCUGCCUCAACUGGAGCAUCAACGACAGGUGUGUGGAAAUCAUCGCCAAGGAGGGGAGAAGUCUGAAGGAGCUCUAUCUUGUGUCUUGUAAAAUCACAGACCACGCUCUGAUAGCCAUAGGCCAGUACAGCAGUACUAUAGAGACUGUGGAUGCCGGCUGGUGUAAGGACAUCACAGACCAGGGAGCCACACAGAUCGCUCAGAGCAGCAAGUCCCUCCGCUACCUGGGCCUCAUGAGAUGUGACAAGGUGAACGAGGAGACGGUGGAGAGGCUGGUGGUCCAGUACCCUCACAUUGUUUUCAGCACAGUGAUGCAGGACUGCAAGAGAACCCUGGAGAGAGCUUAUCAAAUGGGCUGGAGCCCCAACACAUCGAACACUUCGUAGCUACUGCUGGAUCACACACAGACACACAUACAUACACACACAAACACAGAGGCCCUUUUUGUGUACAGACACAUACACAAUAUUUGAAACUCAGUCAUGUUUGCUUCUCAUCCACGAUUAAUACAUGCAUGUGAACAUGUAGCUACACACUCACAGAGAAAGGUCCAUUCAAGUGUUUCAUUUGAAGCAAAUCUCCCAUUUUAAUCAUUUAAGUAAAUAUGGGGCUCUUGGUAUUUUGUAAUUAAAUGAGACUUCAUACACCACCACUUGUUGGUUUUAGUCACCUUGACUGAAUCGUCCUCAGAGUUGUUUGUUCGGACUGGUCUUGAACACGUGAAAAAGAUUCAAACUAACGCAUCAUUAAAUCAAAGACGUUCAGCGAUGGUCGGACCAGAAUUGUUUUUAAUGAGAAUAGAUUAAAAAUGGUUUGUCGCCUCCAACUGGAACGCGAUGUUCCCGAGCACUGCGCCCUCUGCAGUGUUUACUCUUCAAACUGAAUUCAACUGCUGCAGUAAGAUAGCACUAGACAGAGCAGAGACUUGGAAAUCCGGAGAUGACAUCCCACAACUUCAGUCCGGAAGACAACUGAGCUGCCAGAGCUUCAGACCUUACUUGAGGCAUUUUGAGAAAUCUGUGAUGUUUAUUUUCUCCAUUUAGAAGAUUUUUCUUUUCUUGGAUGUUCAGUACAGUGUUAAAGGCAUUCGUGGACUCUUGCGUGUGUGUUGGAUUGUUGACAAGGCUCCCAUUUGAAGGACAGAGCUCUUUUCUGUGACUUAUUAUGCACAUUGUCAUGGUACAGAAGAAAAAUUCAGGCCAGGGUCAGUCAAACUCCUGGCAAAUGCAUGGCAGGAAAACAGCAUUGAUUACUUCUCCAAAACUGCAUGUUUACAUAGUGACUCUCUAUGGCUUGGGAACAAUGCAGUUUUUGAUGCCAUGCACAUAUUUAGCAUUGACUGAGUAUCACCUUGAGUCAGCACAGAAUAAAAUCAAACAGUGAUUUAAAUAGAAGUUGCCUUUACUGAAAAACCCUGGGUCAGAAUAUUAACCACAACCGCCAUGAUGACAGGUAAGAUGAAACGUUGCCUUAAGUGGUUAGUAGGUAAUUGCCAUCCAAUUAGCAACCUGAAAUUGACCCAGAAUUUACUAAAGAAAUGUUUAUGUGCUCUGAGUUUAUCUGAUACCAUAUUCUCAUUAUUUGAUCUGUUAUAUACAUAUAAAUAAAUACUGUGUUGGAUUUAUUUAGCCUAAUAUCAGUUUUGAACAUAUACUUGUAACAUUAUCUAUGUAGCAAUGCAAUGAGGGAUUUAUCUUUGUUAGUGAUGUAGGAUGUAAAGAAAACAUUGGAGUGGGCCUAUAACCAGGGCCAGUAGAAAUAGGUAGGUAAGACUCUAUUCUAUAGAAACUCAGUAGUGUACAGUUAAAAAUGCAAAUAACCAGGGUAUUUUUCUAUGGUGUGAACCAGCUCUGGGCUCAGCCUCCACACACUGUCACUCAGAUAUGAACAAAAGACUGAGCUUAGGAUUUGAGUAGAAUGGUAAACUUUCUACAGCAUAUAGAGAUUUCAGACAAUUAAAAACAUGUUAAUUUUACCCUUGUCAAGAUUUGUAGACUUUAAUCGAUGGGGAGUCUCUCUCUCAGCCUGUUUUUGUUCUGUUUCUGUUCUUUUGUAAUCCCCAUAUGCACUUUCUUCUCUGCUAGAUGUUGACACACUUGAUUCCUGAUUUGUUAAGGCAACCGUAAAUGACUGGAUUUACAUAAAGAUGAAUAAAACACUACUACUUCAAGCUA
This is a messenger RNA of Micropterus salmoides (largemouth bass), 3992 nucleotides long. RefSeq names its product F-box and leucine-rich repeat protein 17 (gene fbxl17). Gene Ontology annotation, molecular function: protein binding. Lineage: Eukaryota; Metazoa; Chordata; Actinopteri; Centrarchiformes; Centrarchidae. The coding region runs from base 225 to 2204 and encodes 659 amino acids. The transcript has 11 exons. Gene Ontology annotation, biological process: SCF-dependent proteasomal ubiquitin-dependent protein catabolic process. Gene Ontology annotation, cellular component: SCF ubiquitin ligase complex. The record is from RefSeq and is a predicted model, not a curated record.